AUGGAAGAGCUUAAACAGAAAGCAAAAUCAUUAGGACUGUGGAAUCUAUUCCUUUCCAAAGAUUAUCGUCAACAUCAAAAUGGAAAUAGAGGUUUAACAACUCUCGAGUAUGCAAUUAUGGCAGAAAUCAUGGGAAAAUCUAUACGCAUUGCACCAGAAGCUACAAAUUGUUCACCACCAGAUACAGGUAACAUGGAAGUAUUUGCAAAGUAUGGAACGCCAAAUCAAAAAGAGAAAUGGUUAAAGCCUUUAUUAAAUGGUGAGAUUAGAUCAGCGUUUGCAAUGACCGAGAAAGCAAUGGCAUCAUCAGAUGCCACAAAUAUCCAAACAUCCAUUAAACGAGUUGGCAAUGAGUAUGUGAUUAAUGGUCAUAAAUGGUGGAUUUCCGGAGCAGGAGAUCCAAGAUGUGCUGUAUACUUGGUAAUGGGAAAAUCUGACUUUAGUUCAAGUGAUACAAAGAAUAAUAGACAUCAACAACAUAGUUUGGUUAUUGUGCCAGCCAAUACACCUGGUAUUAAAAUUAUUCGACCAAUGACUGUGUUUGGAUAUGAUGAUGCACCAGAAGGACACUGUGAAAUUGUUUUUACUGAUGUUAGGGUCCCGGUUGAAAAUAUCAUGUUGGGAGAAGGCAGAGGAUUUGAAAUUAUUCAAGGUAGAUUAGGACCUGGUAGGAUUCAUCAUUGUAUGAGGUCUAUAGGAAUGGCAGAACGAGGACUUGAAUUGAUGUUAUUACGAGUAACAGAUCCAUCACGACGUACAUUUGGUAAAUUAUUAGCAGAACAUGGAACCAUCGUUUCUGAUAUAGCAAAUGCACAUUGGCAUGGCAAAGGUAAGAAAAAUAAUGAUAGUUCACCAAGUGUAUUACUCAAAGUUCUUGAUUUAUCAAUUCAAGCUCACGGAGCAGCAGGUUUAAGUGUAGAUUUUCCGCUUGCAUACAUGUAUGCAAUAGGACGAACUUUGAGAAUUGCUGAUGGGCCAGAUGAAGUACAUAUUCAACAAAUUGGUAAAUUGGAAUUGAGAAGAUCUUUAGAAAUUAAAAAAUUUUAUGAGGAUCGGCCAAAAUAUAAUAAUAACAGUGAUCCAAUGUUGUCGAAGUUAUAA
Messenger RNA from Entrophospora sp. SA101, 1101 nucleotides. Lineage: Eukaryota; Fungi; Glomeromycota; Glomeromycetes; Entrophosporales; Entrophosporaceae. The record is from the annotation of a GenBank genome assembly.